UGGCCACACCCUUUUCAUCAUUCCCACUCUCAAACCCCCAAGAAAAAGCACAAUUUGAACACCAAGAAAAGAGGACAGAACUAAGCAGAAGACAUGAAGCUUGUCUGGUCUCCAGAAACUGCCUCAAAGGCUUACAUCGACACCGUUAGAUCAUGUGAAGUUUCCAAAGGAUCAAGUGUUGCAGAACUGGUUUCAGCCAUGGCUGCCGGAUGGAACACGCAGUUGGUCGUCGAAACGUGGUCGAAAGGCGGUGCGGUGGCCACGAGCAUCGGUCUUGCAGUUGCGACGCAUCACACAGGGGGACGGCACAUUUGUGUAGUCCCUGAUGAAGAGUCUCGAUCAGAGUACGUGGACGCCAUGAGGAAAUCCGGUCAGCAGGCGGAGGUCGUGGUGGGGCAGCCGGAGGUAGCUGUGGAAGGGCUGGAAGGGAUUGAUUUCCUGGUGGUGGAUGGGACGAGAAACGACUUUGUGAGAAUACUGAGGGUGGCAAAACUAGGCCAUAGAGGGGCUGUUCUGGUAUGCAAGAAUGCAAGCUCCAGGGCCGCCUCGGAUUUCAGGUGGCGCAGCGUGCUCGAUCGGAAGUCGAGGAUCGUGAGGUCGGUGUUGCUGCCGGUGGGGCAGGGGUUGGACAUAGCUCAUAUUGGUGCAAAAGGGGGAGACAAAGUUAAGGGGAAGAGCAAGAGCAAGUGGAUUAGACAUAUAGAUGAACAGUCAGGGGAAGAGUAUGUGAUCAGGACAUAAUUUCUUUGUAGAAUGAAGUUGGCUGUAGCAUAUUUUUGGUUGUUUUCUUUGUUUGUACAUAAGAAAGAAGAGUAAUUUAGAGUUUUUCUGUGCAUUCUGUUCACAAUGAAAAUGA
This is a messenger RNA of Sesamum indicum (sesame), 856 nucleotides long. RefSeq lists its product as uncharacterized. NCBI's taxonomy places the organism in Eukaryota, Viridiplantae, Streptophyta, Magnoliopsida, Lamiales, Pedaliaceae. The record is from RefSeq and is a predicted model, not a curated record.